UGUUUCAAAAUUUUUCUUAAACUUUCGGAAGUACCCCGAGCCAAAAAUAGAAAAUCUUCUGGGUUAUCGAGUGUGCUGAAUACGAAAAAUCACUUUUCAGCAACUCUAAACCAACUUUAUUUUUUUUUGUACCGGUGAUAUGUAUUUUAUUCCACUUUCAUGUAUGUCACAGAGCUCAAAAUAAAUUUGUUUCUCGAUGCUUUUGACCUAGAGAGUCGUCGAGAUUGAAUAUUCAUCGUAUUUCCUUCAUAUUCUCUUAUUCUCUAAGAUAUGUAGAAAAAUGUUCAAUAUGUUUUUUGUAGAGAAUUAAAAUGACACAUCUUCUAAAAAAGAAAUUAAAAUUUUACCAUAUUUCUAGACUAAGAUAUAUGCAAAAUAAAGACUGUUGCAAUCAUUUUGGCGCACCUGGUAUAUGUAUGUCACUGAAAUUUGAAAGAAAUUUGCAAAUUUUUCUCUUCCUCGAUUGUACGAGUCAUCGAAACUCGUCUAGUGGAAGUUGCCACUGGUUCUUGAUCUGAUUCCAUUGAUGGCAUCGUGGAUUUAAGGAACCAAAAAUGUCAAAAAUUUUGGAAAUCCCUAUAUUUGGGGUAUUAAUCGAAAAAAUUAAUCAAAGAAAACGUUCUAUAGUUGGUCGUUAACAGUCAGAAAUGGUGCAAAAACGGCCAUUACAGGAUGCUAUUAACUGCCUAUUUUCAGACAGUUUUCGGUCUGUUAAAAACUGCCAUUUUAAGGCAUUAAAACGCUUCCAUUUAUACGGUGUAAAAAUGAUCAUUUAAUGUCUAUUUCAUUAGCUAUUAACGGUCAUUUAAUAGAGAAUUAAUUACACCGUUUUCGACGCCCAGAGUACAACUGAAAAACAGCAUGAUAAACGCACGAUACUAUUAGACUACAACGGAGUUUUAAGAUUAAAAGUAUCUAAAAAUGAUUAAUUUCUUUUUCAUGUAUAUGCUCGUGCUGAUAAAUAGAAAUAAUAAUAAAUCUUCAAUAAAAAUUUAUUUACAUUAGUUCAAGAAAAUAAAAUGUGACAAAAAAACAUUUUUUUUUCUUUUCUUCUCCCCUCUCUCCCUUUUCUUGAAUAGAGUUUCAAAUCGUACUAUAUUUAUCGGAAUAAAGACGAUAAGUUAUAAUUACAUCAAUCAUUUGACUAUACGAAAAAGAAUAAAAAAACUCUUUACAUGCAUUUUAUAGACUUUUUUAUUCUCAUAAUUUGAAUGUAUUCAUUUCUUAGGCAUAUUAAGUCGAGAUCAACAAGGGUGUAGUUAUUAGAAUUCAUCAAAUAAAACAAAUAUAAAAUUUUAGAUCUUAGUUCCAGAGUCUAGACACAUAUGUCUAAAGGAACAUAUUUUUAAAUAUAAAAUAACUAUCGAAAUAAAUUUUUAUGCUUGGACAUCUAUACAUAUUAACAAUAUUUAAGUUUAAUAGAAAAAUCAUAAAAAUUGACUACAGUAUUGUCAAUUAUUUUCAGUUCAAAAUAGUUCAUUUAAUCUAUAAAUAUUGUUUAUUCUCAUUUUCAGAUUGAUAUUAUUAUAAAUCAUCAAUUUUUAUGUAUGAAUGUACUUAAUAUCAUUUAGAUCUAUUCGACGAUGCUUGAAAAAUCGUUAUCAUUAUAAACGUGAUUUCUUUAUUAUCUUAUUCAUUAUUCUUUGUUGCAUACUAUCAUUCACUUUUAAUUUGAAACAAUUAUAUUUAUUUAUCCAAAAUUAUCAGCAAUCAUUAUCAUUGUUAUCAUUUUCAACAUUCAAUACACCUAUAGUCAAUCGUCUUCUCAUCCUAAUUCGUACAUCACAUCAUUGUGAAUCACGUCUAAAAUAUUUGUUAACAAGUUGGAUACCAUCAUUAAAAUACAAUCAACAAAAACAUAAUAUAUAUCUAUUAACCGAUCAAUAUAUUAAAAAUUCAUCAUAUGAUAAAUUUAAAAAUGUUAUUCUAACGGAUUGUCCUCAAAGUCAUAAAAUAUUCGAUCUUUGUUGUAAAACGGCAAAUGAAUUUGAGUUGUACUACAAUUUAACAAAAAAAGGAGCUAAAUUUGAUUGGAUGUGUCGAUUUGAUGAUGAUCACUAUGUUAAUUUAGAUAAUUUAUAUACCUAUUUAAAUAAAUUAAAUAGUUCAAAACCGUAUUAUAUUGGUCGUACAAGUAGACAUCCUGUUAAAAUUCCUGGUAAAAACGAAACGUUUCGUUUUGCUACAUAUGGUGCGGGUGUUUGUUAUUCUAAAGUACUACUAACUAAAUUACACAAUUACAUUAAUAAAUCUAUAACACCGAAUGAUUGUAUAAAAACAAGGUUUUCAGAUGAUGCCUAUGUGGGCUAUAUCGUUGAAUAUAAACUUAAUAUAUCAUUGACAACACUUAAUAAUCAAUUACAUUCACAUUUGGAAAGUUUAAAAAUUUCAUUUCAUCGUUUAACAUUAGAAAAUUUAUUAGAAGCAAUUACAUUUGGAUUUUCUUGGGAUCGUUAUCAAUUAAAAUGGAUGCCAAUUAUUCAUGAAAUUAUUCAAUUAUCAAUAAAAUAUCAAAAAGAUCAACAUUCAUUAAUGUUAUUAUGGAAUUUUUUGAGAGAUUAUGAAAAAUCACAUCCAGAAAAUAUAACAGGAAAAUUUGAUGAUUCCUGUACAUCUUAUCAUAGGGAAGAAAAACUUGCUGUUAUUAAAACGUCAAAUAAAGCAAUUCUAUUGACUACGAAACUCCAACUAAUGAACACGCCAACGGUACAGAAAAAGCAAACAAUAAUGUAA
Molecule: messenger RNA, 2733 nt
Organism: Didymodactylos carnosus
Lineage: Eukaryota; Metazoa; Rotifera; Eurotatoria; Philodinida; Philodinidae
Source: the annotation of a GenBank genome assembly